Molecule: messenger RNA, 3895 nt
Organism: Homarus americanus (American lobster)
Lineage: Eukaryota; Metazoa; Arthropoda; Malacostraca; Decapoda; Nephropidae
Product: forkhead box protein A2-like
Exons: 1
Coding region: 507-2021 (504 amino acids)
Biological process (GO): cell differentiation; anatomical structure morphogenesis; regulation of transcription by RNA polymerase II
Molecular function (GO): DNA-binding transcription factor activity, RNA polymerase II-specific; protein domain specific binding; RNA polymerase II cis-regulatory region sequence-specific DNA binding
Source: RefSeq, a predicted model, not a curated record
CUGACUCCGCCCACACUCUCCUUACCGGAUGAGCGAACACUGGGAGGAGCUUGAGCUGAAUGGCCCCGCCCACACUAGGUGUUGACCAAUAGUGUAGCUCGACGCGACCAUAGUGACUACAGGGGAAGGAGGGCGUUAGCCUAGCCCAAACAUCCAUGUAUUUACUCAGGGUUAGGGUGAACCGUGCGCUUAUUACUGUCUGUGAGUGCUACAAGUACUUUUGCUGAUCACAGAAUUAAACAAGACCAAGUUAAACUGAGAAACGUACACAUAUGAUUAGGAUAAGUGUUUGGUCAUUCAAUUUGCCGUAGAGUCCCGCCGUGAACUGUGCGUGUGAGUGUUGGCUAGGCGACCUUAGUUGACCUGUUGAGCUGCGUGUGGCCGGCGUGACCCUCGUCGCCCCGACACUCACCACCGUGUUGCUUGCUGCCUCGCCUCCACCAGCAGGAAUAUGUACAGUGCGUGAUCCUUGUGUGUGACUGUGUGUAGUGAGUGACCCGGGCACCAUGUUGUCCCAGAAGUUAUACAGUGACACCAUGACGCCCAUGAGUUCGGGGGCGCCGCCCGUCUCGCCCAUGUCGCAGAGCACAUACGGCAUGAACUCCAUGAACAGCAUGAUGGGUAUGAACACCUACCAGCAGCGCCUCCCGCCCAACAUGGACUUCUCCUCCUCCAUGAGCGGCAUCGGGGCCAUGGGUAUGGGCGGGCAGUGUAUGAGUCCCGGCAUGACCGGGAUGGGCGCCUUCCCUCCCAUGAACAGCUCCAUGCAGCAGAUGAACGGUAUGAGUGGGUGCAUGAGCGGUAUGGGCGGCAUGGGCGGCAUGAACCAGAUGGUGGGUUACGGGCGUGAGCUGCAGGAGCCAGACAGUCCGGUGUCGUCGGCGCUACAGCGGGCGCGUCAGGACAAGACCUACCGCCGCUCCUACACCCACGCCAAGCCUCCCUACUCCUACAUCUCCCUCAUCACCAUGUCCAUCCAGAACGCCCCCAACAAGAUGGUGACGCUGUCAGAGAUCUACCAGUUCAUCAUGGACCUGUUCCCUUACUACCGCCAGAACCAGCAGCGUUGGCAGAACUCCAUCCGUCACUCCCUCUCCUUCAACGACUGCUUCAUCAAGAUCCCCCGCACGCCAGACAAGCCCGGCAAGGGAUCCUUCUGGUCACUCCACCCAGACUCUGGCAACAUGUUUGAGAACGGCUGUUACCUCCGCCGUCAGAAGAGGUUCAAGUGUGAGAAGAAAGAACCGUCGCGGCCAACCACCAAGUCCUCGCACACGUCCAGCCAAGUCCAGCACCAGAGUCCAGGCUCCGCCACCAAGCAGGAACAUCCCGAGGACGCUGAGUCCAAGAUGGACUCCUCUAUGGCGUCCCCCGCACACCCUGGCCACGGUGGUCACAACGGCCACCAUGGCCACCCUGUCAGCGGCGGCGGCCCGCCGGGUCAGCAGCCUCCCAGUGACCCUGUGUCCGGGAUGACCCAACUGCUGGAGGCCGCCACCAAACUGGAGCCGCCAGAGUCCGGCUACCAGAUGCCGCCGCCGCCCUCCGUCAGCAUCUCCGACAAGUACAGCGCCGAACAGCAGCAGCAGCAACAACAACAACAACAGACGCAGCAGCAGCAGGGGCCGCCGCCGGAACAGCAGCAUCACCAGGCCGCCCACCUCGGCACCGCCCACGACCUGCACGCUGCAGCGCCCCUCCAUCCGUCCCUCCUCAAGGACUACACAGCCUCCGCCUACCUGAAGGACUACUCCAACGGGCACCUGAAAGACUACGGCUCCUACCUUAAAGACUACAGCGGUCACCUGAAGGAAUACGACCACCUCAAGAACUACCCGGCGCCCGCCCACCCCUUCAGCAUCACCUCCAUAAUAGCGGCGGAGAACAAGGACUCCUACGGCGGGUACCUCAGUCCGCUACCCCCGGCCUCCAGCGCCGCGCCCUCACACCACGCCAUGGGCGGCGACCAUGGCGGCUACUACCCACCUCCCCUCUACCACCACACCACUACGCCCCUCUGAUGUGGGCGUGGGUGGCCAUCCCCUCAGCACCUCGCCCACCAGACCCUUGUAAAUAACGUGUGAAUGUCCAAGUGUGAGGUGAAGCUGUAGGCCCGGCCAGCGGUGGUGGUGGUGUCCCCGACCGGUCUACUACUGCUGAGUCAGGAGGUCCUCGGAGGCCGUGAGUCAAGAGGUCCUCGGAGGCCGUGAGUCAGGAGGUCCUCGGGGGGGCCGUGAGUCAGGAGGUACUCGGGAGGCCGUGAGUCAGGAGGUAUUCGAGAGGCCGGCCUCUUAACACCCAGUAAGUGCUGCUACUACUUGACCUGGAUAUAAAAAUCCCCACAGACCUGUUGAAAGUUGAAGGUCAGUUUCUUUAUGAGAUAAAUCUUGUUGUUGUGUUGGGAGAGGCAGGAGUCCCGGCCCGCUGCCUCACCUCUAACACUUGAUGAUCAACUCUGUCAAAAUUUUAUAUCCCAUUAAGUUGGUGUUUGUGAUGGCGGUGUUGUCUCGUCUGAAGUUUGUUACCUUAUAAUACGGGUUAUAAACAGGACCUAAAUUACACUCAUUCAUUCAUUUAUUUAUUUCUAUGUAAUCAUCGGCCAUUUUGGAAAAUUAUUAUAUUGCAUAGGAUUUUAUUUUUUGGUUCAUCCUAAAAUAUUAUUUGUUUGUUGGAACAUUAAUUAGUGUAAAGGUACAGGUGUUGUGGGAACAGUGACCAACCACCAGCUGUUAACUUCACUCAGGUUUACUCUUGUUAACAUAAGCCAACUGAUCUUUGUCUAAACUGCUGUGCUGUACACGCUGAGCGGCAGUAAAUCACCCAUGAUCUGUCCACAGCGGCUGUGCGUGGCCCGGCGACACGUACACCACACACACACACACACACACACACUCCCUUCUUGUGUGUGUACGUGCACCAGCUGGUAGUGUACAUCGGCUGUCAUGUGUGUGUGUGUGUCAGCCUCAUGGUUCAGUAUGAGGUCACUAAUGAUCUGAUAACUCAAGAUCUUUAUAAUAUUUUAUUUUACUCUUUAUUGAAUCUGGUAAAGGUAACUUAACUUUACUCCAUUUUAUUUACUGAAUCUUAUUUAGGUUAAAGAUAAAAUAAUAAUAUAUAUCUAUACAGUAUAAUGUACAUUGAAUUUAUAUUAUUUUUUGUUAGUUAUGUUGGAAGGUCGGGGCAGGAGACAGCCAGUGAAACAAAGGUGUUAACAAGACCUAUAGUGAAGCCGACUCACUGCCGCCGCUCAUACAUACAGACAACUUAACACGGCAGAUCUGUGGCACUAACAAAGCCUCUGUGACUAUCGGUGUGAGGAGAUAAGCCCUAUAUCUGUGUGGCUGCCUCAUGUGUGUGUGUGGUUGGCUGUGUAAGUAUGUGAAUGUGUGUUUGUAUGUGCCAAUGCAUGUAUGUGUGGCUAUGUAUGUGUGUGUGUGUAUGGCUGUGUAUAUGUAUGUAUGUGUGUGUGUAGUUCCAUGUGCGUCACCAGCGACCCUCACCAUUACCCAUAAACCCCAAGCUACUGAUAAUUUUUGUUCUUUGAAAGUAAAAAAAAAAUUCUAUCACAUCUCCACAAAUAAUAAUAAUAAUAAUUUCACCUCACUAUUCCAAACACUUAAUCAGUUAUUUAUUAGUCUUUAACAUCGGAUUACCACGACGCUCAGAGCUCGGGUUUAAUGUGUAAAUUGAUUCAAAAGGUUUAAUGUGUAAAUUGAUCGAGGUUAAAGUGUAAAUUGAUCGAGGUUAAAGUGUAAAUUAUUUUGGUGUGAGGGAGGGUGACCACUGACCGCUUCCGGGGUCCUGUCUGGAUUACCGCCACCACCGUAACCUAACCUAAUCAGUCACACUAACUUAACCUAACCUAAUCAGUCACACUAACCUAACCUAACCUAAU